AUGGGGAGCCCGCGGGGGCCAGAGGGAGGCCGAGCGACAAAGGGAGGGGGAGGAGGGAGAGGGCGAAAGGGCGCAGGGAGGGAGAAAAAGAAGAACGAGCCCAAAACGACACGAAAAGGGCAGAAAGGAAAAGGGCACGAGAGGGCCAGGGCCGGAGGAACAGGAAAGCAAAAGGAAAGACGGAACACGGGGGCCCGGAAGGACCGCCGCAGGGAAGGGGCGCGGGGGGAGCAAAGCCGCCAGCGCGCGGAGGGGCACCAAGGAAAAAGGCCGGGGCCAGGCGGGCGCCGGGGCCGGCCGCAGAGGGGACAGGCAGGGAACGCGGGGGCGCACAGGGCCGGCCGAACGCCAGCAGACGGGGCCAGAGAGGCCAGCGGCGCACGAGCCCGGGGGACGGCGCGGCCAGGCAGGGAAGGGGGGGACGGGAGGGGAGGCCGCCACCAAUGGCAGCAAGAGGAGGGGAGGGGACCAGGACCGAAGGCGGAAACGGGGGGGCCAGGGGCUGGCAAAAGAAAGGGGGAAGACCAGACCCCCACCGGACGCGACGAGGUAAACCAAGAAGGAGCAGAAACAGCAGGUGAGGGCGCCAAAAGACAAGGCAGAGGAAGAGGGGGGGGCAGCCGGGGGAGGGGCAAGGAAACCCAGGGGACGGGGGCCAAGGCGAGCGGAAAGAGGCAGGAGGGGACGGCAGAAACGAACGCGGAGGAGGGGGACUUAGGGAGGGCAGGCAGAGGGAAAGAGAAGAAGGGCGAGGGAGAGAGACCGCGCCGCGGAGCCGACGCGGGGGGACGGCCAAAGAGGCCGGGGCCAAGGGGGGGAAGAGAGCGGAAAAAGAGCGCAACACGCAGGGAGAAGCGGGGCGAGGGGAGUGGGGGGCACGAGGGGGAUGAGGAGGGGAAGGCAAGGACAAAAAAGAAAACAAAGGAAGGGGCACGGAGGGCACGAGGCGAGGAGGACAAGGAGGGCGAAAAAGGGCAACGGGAGGGAGAGGAAAACAGGAAAAAGGAAAGCGGGAAAGAAAGAAAAAGAAACAAAAAAAAAGCCAAGGCAGGGGCGAAGAAGACAGGAAAACAAGGCAAAGGGGGUGGGGGGAAAAGAAAAACAAGAAAGGCACAGAGAACAGGAAGUGGGAAAAAGCCGAAAGGAAGCCCAGCAGAGGCGCAGAAAGCGGUGCGGGACGACAGGGGGAAAGACAACGGAGGCCCGGGGGGGAAGGGGGUGGGAGGGAAGAGGCGCCACGGAAGGAGGAAGGCAGGAGGGACACCACGAGGGGGAGGAGGAAACCAGAGGGCGGGGAAGGGCGAGAAGGAGCGCGAGGGGAGGGGCGGAGGCACCCCGCAAGGCCACGAGGAGGGGGCCAGCCAGGCAGGGGGGACGGGAAAGGACCAAACGAGCGACAAAGAAGGGCCACAGAAGAGGGCAAGGAGGAGGGAGAAGGGGAGACAAGCAGGGGACAGGAAGAGCGAGGGGGGCGCACAACGGGGGAAAGGAAGGGCCAAGGGCAAAAAAGGAAGAAGACAGGGAGGGGAACAGAAGGGGAAAGAAGAGGGCAGGAAAGGGGAGGAAUGA
Nicotiana attenuata is the source of this 1569-nucleotide messenger RNA. RefSeq names its product protein qua-1-like. Lineage: Eukaryota; Viridiplantae; Streptophyta; Magnoliopsida; Solanales; Solanaceae. The transcript has 2 exons. Bases 1 to 1569 code for a protein of 522 amino acids. The record is from RefSeq and is a predicted model, not a curated record.